GCUUCCCGGGUCGAGCCCCCGAUGGAGGCCGAGGCCGCGGAGGCCCCCCCGGGCGGGGUCGAAGCGGCGCUCAGCUGCUUUUCUUUCAACCAGGACUGCACAUCCCUAGCAAUUGGAACCAAAACCGGUUAUAAGCUGUUUUCUUUGAGUUCUGUGGAACAACUGGACCAAGUCCAUGGAAGCAAUGAGAUCCCCGACGUGUACAUUGUGGAGCGCCUCUUCUCCAGCAGCCUGGUGGUGGUGGUCAGCCACACGAAACCGCGGCAGAUGAACGUGUAUCACUUCAAGAAAGGCACGGAGAUCUGUAACUACAGCUACUCCAGCAACAUCUUGUCCAUCAGGCUGAACCGGCAACAGAAAGUAAAUGUCUACCAAGCCGUUCCUCCCCUCACCAGCAGGUGGCACUGUAGUUGUACUGUUUUCAGAUGCCCUUUCCAACCGCACAAUUCCUUGGACACUGGCUUUUCACCUCCUGUUUAUUCUUUGUCAGGUCUCUGUGCCCUCUCUAUCAACCAUUCCAAUUCUUACUUAGCCUAUCCUGGAAGCCUGACCACAGGCGAGAUCGUGCUUUAUGAUGGAAACUCGCUGAAAACAGUCUGCACUAUUUCUGCCCAUGAGGGGAUGCUGGCUGCCAUCACUUUCAACUCCUUGGGCUCCAAACUAGCAAGUGCAUCGGAAAAGGGCACGGUCAUCCGGGUGUUCUCUGUACCUGAUGGGCAAAAGCUCUAUGAGUUCCGGAGGGGGAUGAAAAGGUACGUGACCAUCAGCUCUCUGGUUUUCAGUAUGGACUCACAGUUCCUCUGCGCCUCGAGCAACACUGAGACCGUGCACAUCUUCAAGCUGGAACACCUCACCAACAGCCGGCCGGAAGAGCCUUCAACCUGGAGCGGCUACAUGGGAAAGAUGUUCAUGGCUGCUACCAACUACCUCCCCGCCCAGGUGUCGGACAUGAUGAAUCAGGACAGGGCUUUCGCCACCGGCCGCCUGAACUUCUCUGGGCAGAGGAACAUCUGUGCCCUCUCAGUGAUCCAGAAAUUGCCAAGGCUGUUAGUUGCAUCCUCCGGUGGGCACCUUUACAUCUACAAUUUGGACCCUCAGGAUGGAGGAGAAUGUGUCUUAGUCAAGACCCACAGCUUGUUUGGCUCAGGAACAGCAGAAGAGAAUAAAGAAAAUGACCUCAGACCUUCCUUACCUCAGUCUUAUGCAGCAACCGUAGCCAGACCAAGCACGUCCUCAGCCUCCACGGUGCCAGGGUAUUCGGAGGACGGCGGGGCGCUCCGAGGAGAGGUUAUUCCUGAACAUGAGUUUGCGACGGGACCAGUGUGUCUUGACGACGAGAAUGAAUUUCCCCCUAUAAUCUUGUGCCGUGGAAGUCAGAAGGGCAAAACGAAGCAGUCAUGAUGAGACGCACACCUCAGAAAUCAGGACCUCCCCUAUCAGGUGGUUUUGGAGAAAACAAGGAAGGUGGAAGAAUGGAGAGCAGUUGUGUGAGCAGAAAGGGGGGCAGGAGUCCCGGGCGCGGUGCUGCCUACGCCACAGGACAUGGUUAACUCCUCACCCAGGUGCCCUCAGCCCCAGCUGCCAGUGGGCAUGGAAGACGUUAUAUACACAUUAUGCCAUUUAAAAUAUGUUCAAACCAGAGUGCAAAUGCUAACUAACCAUAUUGGUAUAUAACCGGAAUUUUAUAUUAAAAAGGGCAUCCUUUUUAAAUGUAUGCUGUGUAAAAAUGUACGUAUAGGAAAAUCUCUUGGAAUUGUACUUCUUGUAUAUUACAUACAUAUUUAGAGAGACUAUUUUAGCCAGGCAAAGUAUUUUUACAGUGAUUGGGAUAAAUCACGUAUUACCUUUGAGUCCCAUUUAGGACACUAAUAAUAAAAUCAUGGCAAUGCA
Messenger RNA from Galeopterus variegatus (Sunda flying lemur), 1890 nucleotides. It is a transcript of the gene WIPI1, whose product is annotated as WD repeat domain, phosphoinositide interacting 1. The transcript has 12 exons. Gene Ontology annotation, molecular function: phosphatidylinositol-3,5-bisphosphate binding; protein binding; phosphatidylinositol-3-phosphate binding. The record is from RefSeq and is a predicted model, not a curated record. Gene Ontology annotation, cellular component: phagophore assembly site membrane; extrinsic component of membrane; cytosol. Gene Ontology annotation, biological process: protein lipidation; autophagy of mitochondrion; nucleophagy. Lineage: Eukaryota; Metazoa; Chordata; Mammalia; Dermoptera; Cynocephalidae. The coding region runs from base 22 to 1401 and encodes 459 amino acids.